Aspergillus calidoustus is the source of this 855-nucleotide messenger RNA. NCBI's taxonomy places the organism in Eukaryota, Fungi, Ascomycota, Eurotiomycetes, Eurotiales, Aspergillaceae. The record is from the annotation of a GenBank genome assembly.
AUGGAUAACUACGGCUAUGGAAGCACCUCCUUCGGAGGCGGCGGUGGUGGUGGCUUCAUGCCUGGAGAAACAAACAGUCCCUCUGGAGGAGGAAAGAACGACAACAAAACCAUGCGCCCGAUAACAAUCAAACAAGCCCUCGACGCAACACAACCGUACCCAGACGCCGACUACCAAAUCGACUCGCAAGACGUCUCGAGCAUCGUCUUCGUCGGCCAAGUGCGCAACAUCAGCUCGCAGGCGACAAACAUCACAUACAAGCUCGACGACGGCACGGGCGAGAUCGAAGCCAAGAUGUGGAUGACGCCGGACGACUCGAUGGACACAACGGACGAAAGCGUGGCCUCGGGCGGGAAGGAUCGCAAUGGCGUCGAGAUUAACAGCUACGCAAAGGUGUACGGGAAGCUCAAGUCUUUAUUUGGGGACCGCAAGGUUAUCACGACGCAUUGUGUUCGGCCGGUUACGGAUAUCAAUGAGGUGCAUUUUCAUUUCUUGGAGGCGGCUGCUGUGCAUUUGUUUUUCACAAAAGGGCCCGCGCCUGCGGCUGGUGGGGCUGCUGGCGGUGCUGGUGGUGCGAAGGAUGCCGCGAUGGCGGGGAUGGAUAGUGGGUAUGGGGCCGGGGUUGCUGCCGGUGGUGGUGGCGGACAUCUGCCUGCGAUGACGCCGCUGGCGAAAAGGGUGUAUAAUCUGCUCAGGACAGAGCCGCAGACAAAUGAGGGAAUGCAGGUGCAGCAGAUUGCGGCCAAGCUGGGUGUUAGUAUUGGGGAUGUUGCGCGGGCUGGAGAUGAGUUGCUUACUGCUUCUGUGAUCUUCUCGACGGUUGACGAGAACACAUGGGCUAUUCUUGAGUAUUAG